Aspergillus steynii IBT 23096 is the source of this 1411-nucleotide messenger RNA. RefSeq names its product WW domain protein. The transcript has 3 exons. Lineage: Eukaryota; Fungi; Ascomycota; Eurotiomycetes; Eurotiales; Aspergillaceae. The coding region runs from base 278 to 1063 and encodes 261 amino acids. The record is from RefSeq and is a predicted model, not a curated record. Gene Ontology annotation, molecular function: protein binding.
UCGCUGUAGGAAAUUGAUUAUUGGGAUGUGAUUUUCUAGCAUGUAUUAUUAUUGUAUCUGUCUCCGUACGGAGUAAACAUGUCCAGGGGAGUCUACAUGACCCUCUUUUUUUUUUCUCCCCCUUCCCCUCUUCUGCCCCCCCUCCGUUUGAGAAUAGAUAAAUAAUACUUAAGGGUCCAUUUCCCUGGACCGUUUCCAAUUUCCCUCACUUAUCCUCUUUCCCUCCUCCGUCCUCCUGUCUACCUUACCCGCAUCUACCCCUUACCCCUCCACAACCAUGUCCUACUACGGCGAACAACAGCCCCCCUACGGCGGUGGCGGCUACGCCCCCUCCCCCUACGGCCAACCGCCAUCCGGCUACGGCCAGUCGCCUUACGGGGAGCGCCCGCCCUACGAGCGUCCUCCCUACGAGCGCCCCCCGUACGAGGGUGACCGUCCGUCCUACGAGCGCCCGCCCUACGACCGACCUCCCAGCGAGCGUCCUCCCUACGACCGCCCCCCCUACGAGGGCGGCGACCGUCCUCCGUACGAAGCGCAGCGCUCGUUCGACUCCCGCCCUCCCUACAGCUCCGCCCCGCCAUCCGCCCGCCCUCCCCCCGUGGCCCCUCCGCCUCUCCCCUACGGCUGGGUCCAGGAAUGGGAGCCCAGCGUGCGCCGCGGCUUCUUCGUCGAGACCGCCACCGGCCGCUCGCAGUGGGAGACGCCCCUCGAGGACUCGGCCGGCGGGUCGCGCGACCUCCCGCCCCCCGGUCCUCCCGCCGGUUACUACGGCAGCCCCCCCCCGCCGCCGCAGGGCGGUUACUACGGCGGCAUGGACCCCAAUGCCGCGGCUGAGGCGGAGGCCCAGCGCAAGAAGGACGAGAAGAAGAAGAUGAUGAUGGGUGCGGGUCUCGGCGCGGCGGUCGGUCUGGCCGGUGGUGCGCUGCUGGGUCACGAACUGAACUCGAGCUCCGACGAGGAGGAGGAGAAGGAGAGGGAGGAGGAGGCUGAGCGCGAGGCGUACCGCGAAGGAUACCAGGAUGCCUACGAGGAUGCUCACUCUCCCCCCGCCGAUGACUGGUAGAUGGAGAGACGCCGCUUUCUUAGCCUGACCGGGAUUCUCCUCGGGGGAAUAUUUGUUCCGAGUUGGGUUUGAUUUUGUUUUAGCAUGUUGGAUUGGUUUUUUUUUUUUUUUAAUUUCCUCAUCUUUUUUUUUCGGGAUACAUAUUUUCAUACAAUACAUACAUCGCCGGUAGUCAAGUUACUCGGCGCAAUUUGCAUCAUCCAUGGUGGAUAUCCUCCGUCCGGUAGUUAUAUUUCUCUCGGGUAAAAUGGCAUCCUUAAUCCAUAUCCUUGAAUGGACGGAUCGAACUACACACGGAGGUCCGUACGGAGUACGGACUCGGACUGUCCCUUAGCCCGAUUAUGUAAG